AUGUUUCUGUCUAAUCAAUUGUUCGCUGCUGCAGUUGUCGGUAUUUCUACGGUAUCCGCUGCGCUGCUACCGGAAAGAGAUGUUUCUUCAUUUGUCUAUGGACGUCAGGAGGUGACGAACUCUUCUGGAUCAUGGCCUUAUGGUCCUUUCAGUACCCAGGGCCGCGACAUCGUCAACACCAAGGGCGAGGCAGUGACCUUUGCCGGCGUCAAUUGGCCCGGCAGUGGCGAGACCAUGGUGCCCGAAGGACUUGAAUGGGCAUCGAUUGAAGACAUCCUAUCCCAAGUGGAGAGUGUAGGCUUCAACUUCAUUCGUUUCACGUAUGCCAUCGAAAUGGUGGAUCAAAUCUACGAGCGCAAUGGCUCAGAUGUCGGCCUCGAGAUUGCCAUGAUCAACGGUCUCGGUUACGAGAAUGGUACAAAAGUGACCAACGAGAUCAUAGCCAAGAACCCGACCUUCACCAAAGACACCACACGCUUCGAGAUCUGGGACCACAUUGCUCAAGUCGCCCUGUCCAAGAAUAUUUACAUUCACCCUGAUGUGCACGUCGGCAAAGCCCAAUGGUGCUGCAACAACACAGACGGUAACGCUUGGUUCGACGACUACAACUUCCCCGUUGUGAAUUGGAAGCGCGGGCUCCAAUACGUAGCCAACUGGGCUUCUAAACACAACAACGUAGUCUCCAUGUCUCUACGCAACGAGUUACGCAGAGCAAUCAACGAAACCGCCCCUACCUCUUCGCUGGGCUACAACUGGGUAACUCUAGUCGGCAACUACACAGCAGCGACCGACGCCAUCCACUCCGCAAACCCAGAUUUACUAGUCACCUGGUCAGGCAUGCAAUACGACCAGGACCUGUCCGCCCUGAUUCAGGGCAAAAACCUUAACACAGCACCCUGCUACAAAUGCGACGCCAUCCGUGACGGCCUCCGCAGAGACCCCAUUAUCUUCGACCUAGCCUCGCACCCCUGGGCUAACAAAGUAGUCUAUGAACUGCAUCUGUACAGCAUGUCCGAAGACCUCGACACGGGCUCUUGCCCCAUCGUCUUUGCCGAACUCUACAAUGCCGGCUUCAAUGCGAUUGGCAUGGCUCCCCCUCCUGCUUGCAACAUUACGAAAAACUGUGUUCCUGCUGUGCGCAAUACGCCAGUCAUCAUUUCAGAGUUUGGUGCUGCGCAGGAUGUGAGUUUGUUUAAUGAUACCUUGAUGAACUGUCUCAAGGACUUUACGCAGCAGAACAAUGUUUCGUGGGCUAUGUGGAGUUUGGCGGGUAGCUAUAGGAUAAGGAGUGGUGGCCAAGGUGUGGGCGAUACUUGGGCAUUAGGCAACUACAACUGGACGGGUUGGAACUAUCCAGAGGGUGUCGAGAAAUGGUGGAAGCCAUGGGUUAGCAACAUGUUCGAGUAG
Molecule: messenger RNA, 1407 nt
Organism: Aureobasidium vineae
Lineage: Eukaryota; Fungi; Ascomycota; Dothideomycetes; Dothideales; Saccotheciaceae
Source: the annotation of a GenBank genome assembly